AUGCAGGAUGUUACUAUGGACCGGGAAAGGGUGCAUAGUAUCAUCCCAAUGUAUCUUCCGUCCAGAUGUCAUAUCAAGGGGAUGAUACAGCAAUGGGGAAGUAGGCGUGAAAUGCAGGCGACUUUGUUUAUUCCUUCUACCGGGGUUUCAAUGCCUUCUGUGUUAUUCGCCAUGACAAGAAAUACUCUGGUCCCCAUGCAAAAGAAUGGGAUAGAGCUUUCUUCUGCAUACGUAGUUAUUCAACUUUAUCUUCCAAGAAGGGAUCCAAGAAUAGGGUUUGUAAGAGGGAAAAGCUCCUUGAUGCAGCAGGACUUUACGCUGCUUGGGCAAGAUGCAUUGCUGAGCAAUCUCCAGCUGGCUAUAUGGAACCUGCAUGAUUCUUCUCCAACCAGUUUCUCCUUCAGCCGGAGUUUCAUAUCUAUGGCUCAUGGUCACUUAGGCGUUGGCUCGGCCGAGUUAUAG
Molecule: messenger RNA, 462 nt
Organism: Trichophyton rubrum CBS 118892
Lineage: Eukaryota; Fungi; Ascomycota; Eurotiomycetes; Onygenales; Arthrodermataceae
Exons: 1
Coding region: 1-462 (153 amino acids)
Source: RefSeq, a predicted model, not a curated record